Molecule: messenger RNA, 243 nt
Organism: Gloeophyllum trabeum ATCC 11539
Lineage: Eukaryota; Fungi; Basidiomycota; Agaricomycetes; Gloeophyllales; Gloeophyllaceae
Exons: 1
Source: RefSeq, a predicted model, not a curated record
UUUGUGUUACCGAAUAACGCCGCUUCGAUCAAUCUGGACAUGGUGAAAUCAAGCGUCGAGCGGUUGGAAGGUACCCUCGGGGUGAUCUGGAAACCAUAUGCCCUUACAUUCAAUCGAAUGUUCGCCAUCGAGGCCACUCCGAGACCGGGCCUCACAGUCAAACAGGUCUUGGACUACAUAAUCGAGAAAGGCCGCUUGCGAUACCGGUUCACGCCCUCGGUCCAGGGGUGCACCUUUUGGGUC